AUGGACCCAGCAUUCCAUGAGGCUAGGCAGAGAUUCACCACGCCCAAACCGCGACAGAUUGAGCACAAGCCGACCAAAUGGCAACAACACUUGGCCCGCAAUCCCUACGCCCAAGCUCUGGCCAGACCUGUACGGAAAUGUCCCCUUACCGGCGUCGCCCUCCCCGCCUUCUUCCUUCAGCGCUUUAAUCUCAUCGCACACCCAGAGACAAACGUCCCUUGGUUUGUGCCUGACAAUCUGGAGACAAAGGUCCCAGCCGCUCCCACAGUUGCCGAGCCCGAAACAGUCGGACCCGGGUCAGAACCAGCCACUCACACAACGGCCGAACCUGAAGCUUCAGAAACGGUCCACCCCGAGCCCGAACCAGCCGAGCCGCCGUCACCGGAGGCGGCACAGGAUCCACCGGAGUCGGCCGAGGCAGAGCUGAAAGCGGACAAGUCAGCCGCGCAGACAGAAGAUGCUGACAAGACAGGCCCUGGUGCAUACACGCUUGCUAGUCAACGGCUGCUUCAAGAACUGCAGCGGGACAAGUCCCCGUACUUCAGGGGUCAAAAAAGACUCCUCCGCAUGAGCCAAUAUGGGCAAUCCAAAUCCGGCACUCUCCUAAACCAGGCCAAUUGGCGCAGCGAUAUGGACACGGUCUUGCUGGAAAUUAUGCGCAGGCGCGUUGUUGAGCGACUCUGCUACUUUUCAAACAUGGUCACAGGCUCCGAACGGAAGUAUCUCACCAAGUGCGAGCCCUGGAACAAUGUCAAGGACCGCAAACAUCGGGGAUGUCUGCUAUAUCUAGGCCCCCCGGAUGGUAAUCCGUCUUCGGAGCCCGCUUCCGAGUAUGUUCCGCCGAGGUUGUCGACAAUGGAUAUGGGCCCCGUGCGGUUUGGGGCGAAGCUCGCGGUUCACAAUCUGCGUGAGCUUUUGGGGGAAAAGCACCUCAGCGAGCUGAGGCAGCAGGAACUGCUUCAGGAUGGGUCUCUGUAUCUGCUGGGCAGGAAAGCGACCGUUCCUCUGCAGAUGCUGCUGUGGAAACUCCAGGGGUACAUGGCGUGGGGAGAACAAGCGGAUACGGCAAAAGCAGACGGCGACUCGGCACAAUAA
Molecule: messenger RNA, 1095 nt
Organism: Chaetomium fimeti
Lineage: Eukaryota; Fungi; Ascomycota; Sordariomycetes; Sordariales; Chaetomiaceae
Exons: 2
Coding region: 1-1095 (364 amino acids)
Source: RefSeq, a predicted model, not a curated record